GACCAACCGUGGAAAUAAAAAUACCCAAAGUUGCCAUGUUCCUGUUGUGGUUGAUUUAGUUCACAAUUAAUAGAAAUAUUGCGUUUUAAUCGUAUCUUAUUAAAUAUUUCGUAAUUUUGAUCAUCAGAAUGUCGGAACCUUCGACCAAAGACUCAGGAGCGACAAAAACUCCUAUGGUUUACAUCUGCGGAGAAUGCCACAACGAAAAUGAGAUUAGGCCGAGAGAUCCCAUAAGAUGUCGAGAAUGUGGAUAUAGAAUCAUGUACAAGAAGAGAACAAAAAGAUUGGCCGUGUUUGACGCCAGGUGAACAUCAUACUGUAAAAAUAAGGCUUAAGUUUAAAUAUUAAAUACAGUGAAUUUGA
Tribolium madens (black flour beetle) is the source of this 363-nucleotide messenger RNA. It is a transcript of the gene Rpb12, whose product is annotated as DNA-directed RNA polymerases I, II, and III subunit RPABC4. Gene Ontology annotation, cellular component: RNA polymerase II, core complex; RNA polymerase III complex; RNA polymerase I complex. NCBI's taxonomy places the organism in Eukaryota, Metazoa, Arthropoda, Insecta, Coleoptera, Tenebrionidae. The record is from RefSeq and is a predicted model, not a curated record. The transcript has 3 exons. Gene Ontology annotation, molecular function: DNA binding; DNA-directed RNA polymerase activity; zinc ion binding. The coding region runs from base 129 to 308 and encodes 59 amino acids. Gene Ontology annotation, biological process: DNA-templated transcription.